AUGGCGGCGUUGCCUCCGCUCGCAGGCCGAAGCUAUGAACUGCGUGAUCCUACGCUGGAAGAGCUGUAUACAGGCCCCGCGCGUGCGCUUCCCGAUGAGAUCCAACAGCUUCCAGCCGAGGACACGGCGUGCACAUUCUGUGGCGUCAGCUAUUUCGUGUUUGCCGAGGUGCAGACACUGCAGUCCACAGUGAAGCAGUACAAGAAAGUCUUUCGAGUGCGCGACUUCGUGCGGUUCAUGGAGCGCGAACGCUCCGUGGCGAGAGAUCUACGUCAACAGAUUACCGAAUUGAAGGACAGUUUUGAGGAGGUGGUAGCGACGUGCAGUGCUAGCACCAAGCAGCUCGGAGAUGAGAGUGAAAUCCAGCGCGCUGCAAAGCGAGAAGCAUUGGACCAGCUUCAGAGAGUGCAAAGAGAACUAAUGGCGUCGGAAGAAGCGUUGAGAGAGCUACAGAUGUUGUCAAAACAACACGAAGAAGAGCAAAAGAUGGCACAUGCUCUUGUCGAGCAGAAGCUGCGCAACGAGAUUUUGCACCUGUCGAGCCAAGUUGAGAGCUGCAAACUACUGUCCGAGACGCAGUUAGCAGAGUUCAAGCAGACCCAAGAGCGUGAUCAGCUCCGCAUUCGGGAGCUCGAGGCGAAGCUGGUGGAAAGCCAAAGCCACUGGACUGCCGCUGAGAGGCAGAUGAUCACCGAGCGCGACGUGUUAAAGCAAAAGCUCUUGGCGGCGAAUGAACGAGUGGAGCUAGAGUCAACCUCUGCGCAGCAGCUAGAGACUCAGCUGACUGCCAUUCGCGAAGAACUCGCUCGUGUCGUGUCUGCGAGUGACACAGAACGAAAAGCAAACUCGCAAAUGAGCAGCGAAGUUAUUCAGCUGAAAUACCAGCUACAGACUCUGGAGAAGACUCGAGCCCAGCUCUACUCGGAGAACGGACGGUUCAAGGACGAGAAGUACAAACUGGAAGACGAAAUCAAGGCUCUGCGUGUUCGCGCGGACCAAUUGCAGGGCCAGCUAAGCGUCAGUACGUCGUCCACGGUGAAGGUGAAGGCUGACUAUGCUCGGGAUCUGGAGAAGCUUCGUAGUGAGCAUGGAGUGGAAAUUAACCGACUGCAACGGGAUCACGGACGAGCGAUUGAAGAGCUCAAGGCGAGUCAAAACACCUACCUCGAGUACCUCAAGAAAGAAACUGCGGAGCUUCAGACGCAAGGAGAAGAAACAUCUCGCCAGGCGAUUCUGACGCUAGAAGAGAGAGUAAGAUGGAUGUACUGA
Messenger RNA from Phytophthora sojae, 1269 nucleotides. RefSeq lists its product as hypothetical. The record is from RefSeq and is a predicted model, not a curated record. The transcript is spliced from 2 exons. Bases 1 to 1269 code for a protein of 422 amino acids. Lineage: Eukaryota; Oomycota; Peronosporomycetes; Peronosporales; Peronosporaceae.